AUCCAAUCAUAUUCCAUACAGCAAUGAUCAGAUAGAGGCUCUUAGAAAAACCUUUCAAAUUGUUUUUGUUAAGAUAAUCAACAAGAGCAUGGAUCAAGCUAUAGACUUGUUCCAUACUAAUAACAUAACCUAUAAUUGGAAAACGACGUGAUGACGACGUGAUGACGACGUGAUGACGACAUGGGAUUAAGCACGAUGCAAAGCCAGAUUAGUGAUGGCUAAUUAAUUUUAUUUUGCUAGUCAACUUGAAAGCCCAUAUAGUGAAAAAUACAGAUCCAUUUUAACUAUUAUUUGACCAAUAAACCACCAUCUCAUGUUAUUCCAGAGUUUACCACCAUUAUGAUCCUGCGAUACAUCAAAAUCUUUGUAAAAGAUGAUUUAAAAUUAUGUAUAUCGAAGUUGAUGGACUACUGUUUGCUGACAUAACUAAAAUUUUAAAUGUGAAAAUACAUGAACUUUAAAAGUGCGAUAGGCUUGAAGUUAUCCCGGGCAUUAACAAGUAAUAAUCAACGCAAUAUUUUCACUAACCGGCUGUUUCACUGAUAAAAGACAUCUCAACUUCUUGAUGGAAAGAUCACGAUCACGUCAUAUAAUUUAUACAAAUGUUAUAUAUAACAUAUUAAUUAGUUAUGAUGCAAACAUCUUUUAAAUAGUACCAUUGUUCAACCUUCAAAGUCAACCUACCAACCACAAAAGGCCCAUUGUAACCAUUGAGCAACCUCAAAUUACAGUAUCUCUUAAUGUUCCUCUUGUUCUUAUCGUAUCAUCUCCUUCGAUCAUCAUCCCAAUAUUUUUCUUUUCUUCAAACACAAAAAAUAUAUAGGAUUUGUGCAUGGACCGGAGACCAAACCGGCUAAAGCUUUGUCCUCAUGAACCCUAAAGGUAGAAUAAGUCUCAAACGUUCAAUCACCGGUCAUCAUGGUUCGAUAUUACAGCUACACCUCUUUCUCCUACUCUUCUCCGGCCAAGCUUCGGCUCAAGCCACUCAUGGCGGUUCAGAUAUGUAUAGAAAAAGCUCCCGGUUCGACCCAACCAUGGCAAUACUCAUGAUCGUCCUCGUCAGCGUUUUCUUCGCUCUAGGGUUCUUCUCCGUAUAUAUCCGUAGGUGUCUCGAGCGAGUCAUGGGGAUGGACAAUACACACCCCGCUGACGCCGGCGGAAACUGGCUUUCUCUGAGCCGCCCGCAAGCGCGUGGACUUGACGCGUCUGUCAUUGAGACUUUUCCUACGUUCAGAUACUCAACGGUGAAGGCGCUUAGGAUAGGCAAAGAGGCCCUUGAGUGUCCUGUCUGCUUAAACGAGUUCGAAGACGCUGAAACGCUGCGUUUGAUUCCUAAAUGUUGCCACGUAUUCCAUCCGGGCUGUAUAGACGCUUGGCUUCGUUCUCACGCCACGUGUCCUCUCUGCCGCGCCAAUCUCGUCCCCGUACCGGGAGAAUCGGUUCCUUCUAUCCAGAUACUCGGUUUAGCAGAUGAAGCUCCCCGUUCUGAGUUAACCGGUGAUCGAAUUACGGUUUUGGGUUCUCCGGAUGCGAGAUUGAUUGACUCGGUGGCGUUGACCGGUAACCAGAGUAUGCCACGUAGGUCUCUGUCUACCGGUUGGAAUUUAGCCGGAAUUUUCACUAAUUCUGAUUGGACCGGUCAACAUGGGGAGAAUCUCGACCGGUUCACACUUAGGUUACCGCAAGACAUUCACAAUAAGCUAGUGAACCCAAAUCUUUCAAAAGGCCACCUAGCGUUACCUCAGGUGAUGAGUUCAGCAAGAGGAUACCGAACCGGAAGCCUAGAGACCGAUGCAAACUAUUUCUACUAUGAACGGUUUGACCAAGGUGGUCGGUUAGACCGCAGACCGUUCUCCAUGACUCCUCCGUACCGGACAUGUUCGAUCAAUACUUCUCCGGAUGGCGGUGGUGAUCAGGUGCGUGCUGGUACACCAAAAGGUUUGCUUCUAGCUAUGAAAUCACCGUUCGAUCGGUUGUUUCUUGGAAAGAACAACAUUGGUGAACGUUUAUCAAACAAUAACAUCGGUGAACGAGUCUAGUCAUGUAGCUGUGUAGAUCAAUAACAUCGGUGAACGAGUCUAGUCACCAACGUAGCUUCGCCCCUGUUCGUCGGAUCACCUUCGUACCGUCGACGCUAGUCAUGUAGCUGUGUAGAUCAAUUUAUGUUAAUUGGUUUAUUUGAGAAAGCCUUACUUUAUACAUAUUUCAUUUUUACUUUCGCAUUCUGUAUUUUCAGUUUAAUGUUACGGAAAGAGGUCCGCAUCUUUGGUUAUUA
This is a messenger RNA of Brassica napus (rape), 2275 nucleotides long. RefSeq names its product RING-H2 finger protein ATL11-like. The transcript has a single exon. The coding region runs from base 870 to 2039 and encodes 389 amino acids. The record is from RefSeq and is a predicted model, not a curated record. Lineage: Eukaryota; Viridiplantae; Streptophyta; Magnoliopsida; Brassicales; Brassicaceae.